AUGAGCACCGCGCCUGUCCUUCAGUGUCACCAUACCAAUGAUCUUACUCCACUCUUAACAGAAAUUGAGGAUCGAGCCGACUGCGUUUUGACAAGGCUGUACCUGCUCUGGCAGCUAGACGAGGAGUUUGCAGAAAUCGAGAAAAGCCUGGAGCAGCAAGAUUACAUCAAUCUCAUCCGUUCCAUAACCGGGAAGAUGGAGGCAGACCUGGAAGUCAUUCAACAAAAGAACGAGUUACUAAACAAUGGCCAAUUAUCCGACUGGAUCGAUAACGGUACAGAUGAGGCAGAGAAGUCAAGGAAACAAGAGCAUGUUAUGAGACUGAUGAAGAAGAUGUACGGGUUGCAGAAACAAAUGGCGGAAGCGAAGAGAGGAUAUCUCGGCUAG
Messenger RNA from Alternaria arborescens, 387 nucleotides. RefSeq lists its product as hypothetical. The transcript has a single exon. The coding region runs from base 1 to 387 and encodes 128 amino acids. The record is from RefSeq and is a predicted model, not a curated record. Lineage: Eukaryota; Fungi; Ascomycota; Dothideomycetes; Pleosporales; Pleosporaceae.